AAAAUAAGCAUGCACGCCAAACCUCCGUUCAUGUGUACCUUUGACUUGGGGUAACUUUCUUUAGGUUUGCCUGCAUGAUAAGAAGACAAAUUAAACAUGGAGAGUUGGGAAGAAAUGAUGAAGCUGGACAAGGAGAAGCUGGCGCAACCUGUAGCUUCUAUAGAGGAAAAAUGGAAGCUACUCCCAGCAUUCCUAAAAGUAAAAGGCCUGGUUAAACAGCAUAUUGACUCCUUCAACUAUUUUGUCAAUGUAGAGAUUAAAAAUAUACUGAAAGCAAAUGAGAAAAUUACAAGUGAUGCAGAUCCAACUUUCUACAUGAAAUAUUUGAACAUCUAUAUUGGAAUGCCAGAUGCUGAGGAGGGGUACCAAAUUGCAAAGACCAUAUCACCACAUGAGUGUCGCCUCAGAGACAUGACAUAUUCUGCCCCUAUCACAGUGGAUGUAGAAUAUACUAGAGGGAGCCAGAGGAUUGUCAGGAAUAAUCUACCAAUUGGAAGGAUGCCUAUAAUGUUGAGGAGUUCUAACUGUGUGCUUACUGGUAAAACCCCAGCUGAACUUGCCAAGUUGAAUGAAUGUCCUCUUGAUCCUGGGGGCUACUUUGUGGUCAAGGGGACAGAGAAGGUCAUUCUUAUACAGGAACAGCUGUCCAAAAAUAGAAUGAUUGUUGAACAGGAUAAAAAGGGGAAUGUUGGGUGUUCAGUCACAAGCUCAACCCAUGAACGGAAGAGUAAAACAUAUGUCAUUCAGAAGAAGGGAAAGUAUUACUUGAAACAUAAUACAUUUGCAGAAGACAUUCCAAUAGCCGUAGUGUUCAAGGCCAUGGGUGUCCAGUCAGACCAGGAGAUAGUCCAGAUCAUAGGCAGUGAGGAAGAGGUCCUGGCAGCCAUAGCACCUUGUCUGGAGGAAUGCCACAGGGCACAAGUAUUUACCCAGAACCAGGCUUUAAAGUACAUAGGUAACAAACUAAGACAGAGAAGACUGAUGUGGGGCAGUGCCAAGAAGACAAAGCUGGAGGAGGCUAGAGAGUUACUGCAGGGGAUUGUGCUAGCCCAUGUGCCUGUUGAACAGUGGAACUUCAAGAUCAAGUCAGCAUAUCUUGGGUUGAUGGUGCGGAGGGUUAUCUUGGCUCAGGGGGACUCUGUAAAGGUUGAUGACAGGGAUUACUAUGGUAACAAAAGGUUGGAGCUGGCAGGACAACUGUUGUCUCUUCUGUUUGAAGACUUGUUCAAGAAGUUUAAUGCUGAGUUGAAGAAAAUAGCAGACCAAACCAUUCCUAAGCCACGAGUUGCUCAGUUUGACAUUGUGAAACACAUGAGGCAGGACCAGAUCACCAAUGGGCUUGUUCAUGCUAUAUCUACUAGUGAAGAAAACAACUUGAUAAACUGGUGUCAUGCUUUCUUUUCAGGAAACAUUCUUGGUGUGGUCCGUAAUUAUAAGAAGCUGGUGAGAACUUUCCGUCUGAUGAGGAGGGCUGGUUAUAUCAAUGAGUUUGUGUCCAUAUGUCCCAGUCAUACACACAGAUGUGUUUAUAUUGCAUCUGAUGGAGGGAGAGUGUGUAGACCUUAUAUUAUUGUGGAAAACUGCAUGCCAAAAGUCACAUCAAAACACAUAGAGGAGUUAACUCAAGGAUUCAGAUGCUUUGAAGACUUCCUAAGAGACGGCCUUGUAGAGUACUUGGACGUGAAUGAAGAGAGUGACAGCCAAAUAUCACUGUAUGAAAGUGCAAUAACCAGCAUAACAACUCAUCUAGAAAUAGAACCCUUCACAAUCCUUGGUGUUUGUGCUGGGUUGAUCCCGUACCCCCACCACAACCAGUCCCCCAGGAACACAUACCAGUGUGCUAUGGGGAAACAGGCCAUGGGGACUAUUGGAUACAACCAAAGAAACAGAAUUGAUACCCUCAUGUAUUUAUUGUGCUAUCCACAAAUACCUAUGGUCAGAACUAAGACUAUAGACUUGAUCCAUUUUGACAAGGUACCUGCAGGUCAGAAUGCCACAGUGGCUGUGAUGAGCUAUAGUGGAUAUGACAUAGAAGAUGCCCUUAUAUUGAACAAGGCCUCUGUUGACAGGGGUUUUGGCCGUUGUCUAGUGUACAGAAAGAAUGGUACCACAUUGAAGAGGUAUGCCAACCAGUCUUUUGAUAAAGUCAUGGGCCCAAUGCUGGAUGCCACCACAAGAAAACCAAUUUGGAGACAUGAUGCUCUGGAUGCUGAUGGAAUAUGUGCUCCUGGUGAAAAAGUUGAAAACAAACAGUUACUAAUCAACAAAUCUAUGCCAACUGUGACAAUGAGUCCUGUAGAGUCUGGAGGCCAGCAACCAGAGUAUAGAGAAGUGCCUAUCACGUACAAAGGCCUGGCACCAUCUUACAUAGAAAGAGUGAUGAUUUCGUCCAACCCAGAGGAAGCUUUUCUCAUCAAGAUUUUGUUAAGACAAACAAGGAGACCAGAGAUUGGGGAUAAAUUCAGCAGUAGGCAUGGACAAAAAGGGGUUUGUGGUCUCAUAGUGCCCCAAGAAGACAUGCCCUUUUCUGAAUUGGGAAUUUGCCCAGAUAUUAUCAUGAAUCCUCAUGGGUUUCCAUCACGUAUGACAGUUGGGAAAUUGAUGGAACUUCUGGCAGGAAAGGCUGGCUUGCUGGAUGGAAAGUUUCAUUAUGGAACAGCUUUUGGGGGUGACAAAGUGAAGGAUGUUUCAGAAGAUCUCAUCAGACAUGGAUUCAACUAUUUGGGAAAAGAUUAUUUAACUUCUGGAGUAACUGGUGAGCCCCUCACAGCCUACAUCUACAUGGGUCCUGUGUAUUAUCAAAAAUUAAAACACAUGGUGAUGGAUAAAAUGCAUGCACGUGCAAAAGGACCACGUGCCGUGCUCACCCGUCAGCCCACUGAGGGUAGGUCGCGAGAUGGAGGUCUACGUCUUGGAGAGAUGGAACGUGAUUGCUUGAUUGGCUAUGGUGCAAGUAUGCUCUUACUAGAGCGCCUGAUGAUCUCCAGUGAUGCCUUUGAAGUGGAUGUCUGCAACAAAUGUGGUCUUCUAGGAUAUUCUGGAUGGUGUCAUUUCUGCAAAUCGUCAACAGAUGUCUCUCAUCUCAAGAUCCCAUACGCUUGUAAACUGCUGUUCCAAGAGCUUCAGUCCAUGAACAUUGUGCCAAGGUUGACACUGAAGAAAUACAAUGAAUAGAAACAAUGCCAGUGUGUCAUAUCAAAGAGGGUGUUGGCAUACUCAAACGUGUCAAUUUACAGCAAAGAAGUACCUCGGCUGCAUUUAGUAGCAGCAUUAGCUUUUAAAAUAUCAGAAUUAUUAUCACUGUGUGUGCAUGCAUGCAUGGGUGCAAGUGUGUUUGGUCAGAUGCAUAUGUGGUAAUAUGUUUUUUUAGCUGAUGUUUGGAGAUGCUUCUUGUUAAACAGUGCAUAGAACAGGCAUAAGUAUUAAGACCUGACAACUUUGUUGAGAUUAGUUUUUGUAUUUAAAAUUAUAUUAUAUCAGGUUGUUUAUUGAAAAUAUAUUUCACCCAAGCAUAAUGCCUUCAGUCAGUAAACUGUCAAGGUCACUUUACAGAUGGGAAGUUUGGGUAUGAAUAAAUACAUGAUAGUUGCUCUUUCAUACACUUGACUCUGUAUGCCAACUUAUUGUCUUUGAAAAAACAAGUUCUCAUGUAGCAGUGAUAACAAAAGUUGUGCACUCUUUUCUAGCAAGAUGAAACAUCAGUUAUGGAAUUUUGUAAAUAAAUUGAUAAGCUCAUUUAAAAU
Molecule: messenger RNA, 3743 nt
Organism: Lingula anatina
Lineage: Eukaryota; Metazoa; Brachiopoda; Lingulata; Lingulida; Lingulidae
Product: DNA-directed RNA polymerase III subunit RPC2-like
Biological process (GO): DNA-templated transcription
Molecular function (GO): ribonucleoside binding; DNA-directed RNA polymerase activity; DNA binding
Source: RefSeq, a predicted model, not a curated record